ACGUUUGGAAAGUGCCUCAUUAAAUACCUAUAAAAUGCGAGUGUUAUUAAUGCUUGUGCUAAUUGAGACCAAUUAUGGCAGAGAACAAUUGUCGCAUUGCACUUCAUCAAAUGAAAUCGAAACACAAUGCGGAACGUAUUGCUAUAAGAUAGUGCAGCCUCUGCUGCAGCACGCAGUCGAGGUGUACUCCAAGGAACAGCAAUUUGUGGAGCUACAGAAUAAGAUCCAUGAACUAGAGCGGACUAUAAUAAAUAUGACUGUUCAGCAAGCACAACAUGCCAUGAAGGACGAUUUGAUAGCAACAAAAAACGAGCUAAUUAAUCAAUUGCAAUUGAAUGUGCUCGAAAAGGAGGCACAAAUAACGAAAUUAAAAAACCAAAAUUCCGAUCAAGUCAUUUUGAGAAACCUGACAACUGAGCAAGAAACGCUGCGAACAUUGGUUAACAAUAAAGUUGAAAUCAUUGAGAGCAAGGAAAAACAAUUGACAGAUCAAAGCAAAUUAAUUGAAACGCUGCAAAAGAGUAAUGAACAUUUGUUGGAUAUGUUAAAAGCUGAAAAUAAUACGUUAAGCUAUGAAAGUAAGAAGAAGAAUGAGGAAAUUGCAAGCCUGCAAUCCGAAGUGUCUGAACUAGAGAAGCAAGUAAGUGAUCUAAAGACCCAGCUUAAAACUGAGAAACCUCAAGCAACAAGGCCGGAGACUAAAUCUCUCAAGGACCCACUCUCAGAUGACUCCACGAAGCUUUGCGAUGCCAGCCACACAGCGCCAGGCUGGAUCGUUGUGCAGAGACGCCUGAAUGGCAGUGUUAGCUUCCAUAGGGGCUGAAGAGAUUAUGGUAAGGGAUUUGGCAAUGCGGCAGUAGAUUUUCACACCUGACAAAGACAGUGCUCAGAGCUGUGCUACGUUGUCUUCGUCAGGUUGGUGGUUUAACAAACGUUGCUUUGACAGGUAAAGCAUUUAAAGGAUAUGUUUUACUAAAACAGUUUUCACUGUUUUUCCUCGAUUUCGUUUCUCAGUAAUCCCAAUUCACCAUUUGGGCAUUUUGAUGAUGGCAUUGGCAAUUAUGUUAACUACAAACUCAUUUUAAUGAUGAUAAAGCCGACUGCUUUAAAGAUUUAAUCAUAGCGCUACAUUUAUUAUAAGAGUACUCUAUUUUUUGGUUGGUCGAAAUUGAAUUAAUAAUGUAAAUUUAACCUGGAUAUAUACAUAUAUAGUUCUGGCAAUAAUGUGCUUUGCAACCCUUUGGUAUACCUUGAACCUAUUUAAAGUAAAAUGCAAAUGUAUGUAACAGGCAGUAGGAAGCAUCCCUGACUCUGUAAAGUGGUUUUGCUCUCGGUCAGCAUCUGCAGUGUGUCCGACCGUAUGUUGAUAUAAGACAUUAUCCUUGUUUCUGUGUAGUACGAGAAUGUUUCCGAUAAUCAAUAUAUUUAGCAAAUAUUUUGGGUUGCAAGGCUAGGGCCAGCAAAUUUGACAAGCAACUUCGAGAAUAAUAUAUACAGAUUUAUUACCUAUUUUAUUAUUAUUAUUGGCUUUAAAAAGUAGUUGGGCGAAGCUUAUACAUUGGAACAUUGCCAAGGAUUAAAUUAAUAUUUGAAUAUGAAACAUGUGUAUAAAUCGUAUUUUACUCACC
Messenger RNA from Drosophila virilis, 1628 nucleotides. The record is from RefSeq and is a predicted model, not a curated record. Lineage: Eukaryota; Metazoa; Arthropoda; Insecta; Diptera; Drosophilidae.